Molecule: messenger RNA, 2791 nt
Organism: Hypanus sabinus (Atlantic stingray)
Lineage: Eukaryota; Metazoa; Chordata; Chondrichthyes; Myliobatiformes; Dasyatidae
Gene: gmeb2
Product: glucocorticoid modulatory element binding protein 2
Exons: 11
Coding region: 448-2079 (543 amino acids)
Biological process (GO): positive regulation of transcription by RNA polymerase II
Cellular component (GO): nucleus
Molecular function (GO): DNA-binding transcription activator activity, RNA polymerase II-specific; RNA polymerase II cis-regulatory region sequence-specific DNA binding
Source: RefSeq, a predicted model, not a curated record
AUUCAGACAAGGCUCCGUUCAAGUUGUUCUGCUCCACAAUCUACUUAGUCAAACAACUCUUUGGAAUAAAAAAUGGCCAAAGAAAAACAGUAAACCCAAAAAUUGUAUUUAAUUAUCGGCAUUGUGUCAUUGCGCUUUACUUUAGUACAGUUGUAUUUACCAAUGACAGUAACAAUAUUUGCACUCCCACAGACUUAGCUGGGAGCAGCUUCAUCAGCAUUCCCCCACAGACUUCCCGUGACGCAAAUGACGUCCUGGGUUACGUACGUUCCUUAUACGUGCGUCAGCAGAUCGACGUCCCCUGCGCUUAGCCGCGCUCUCCUGAAACAGUUACGUUGCCGCUUGUGACCCGGUCUAUGUUUGGUUUCGGAUUUAAUAAGACGCUCUCCGGCGACUCGACGCACAGCUGGAAAACUAUAGGCAUCCACUCACUACAACUUUGUACACAUGGCUACUCCAGAUGUCAGCGUUCAUGUGGAGGAAGUAGUUGUCGUAACAACACCUGAUACCCCAUCAGAUGGAAAUUCAGUUGAAGAGGUUAAGACAGUUUUAGUUGACUUCAAAUCAACACAGCCGAGUUUGGCACUGAAUGUUAUGGAAACAUUGUUAAGUGGAGGAUUAAGUGAAGAUAGUAUGGACUCUGUCAACACUCCUGGAACCUAUUCAUCUUCCUCCACACUUAUUCAGAAGGGUGAUAUUAUUGAGGUAAAAAUUGGAGAUGAGGCUGAUAAUAUGGAGCCAGAAAUCAUUUAUCCAAUAACGUGUGGAGAAAGUAAAGCUAACCUUAUCUGGAAGAAGUUUGUUUGUCCUGGUAUCAAUAUCAAAUGUGUGCAGUUCGACAAUCAGCUUAUAAGCCCAAAAGAGUUUGUGAAUUUAGCUGGAAAAUCAACAUUAAAAGACUGGAAGAGAGCUAUUCGCUUGAACGGUGUGAUGCUGAGAAAAAUCAUGGAUUCAGGAGAAAUGGAUUUCUUCCAACAUAGUAAAGUGUGUUCCAACACUUGCCGUAGUACAAAAAUUGAUCUUUCCAGUGCCAGAUCAUCUCUGAGCAGUCAGCAAUCAACAGAAUACAUCCCAGUGACUCCUGCUAUAGCUGAUGUUAAUGGCUCACUUGCAACAUCUGGAAUUGAGAGUUGUGAAGACAGUUGUGAAUGGAUUUCUGCUAUUGGAGAUGACACAUUCUCAUUUUGGCGUGGCUUAAAAGAAGCAGGUUUGCUAGAAGAGGUUAUACAGGAGUUUCAGCAAGAAAUGCAAGGUUCUUUGAAAAGCCUUCAACAAAGAAUGCAUCAGCCUCCUCUUCAAGUUGGAGAUGCAGUCAUUCUUAAUAAUAUUGUACAAAGUUUUGGUCUGUUGGACCUUGUUAAAAAAGUUUUGGCAAGUCAUAAAAGUCAAAUGGAUCGUUCCCGAGAGCAGUACACACGAGAUUUAGCAGCUUUGGAACAACAAUGUGAUGAACAUCGUAAACGAGCCAAAGAAUUAAAACACAAAUCCCAGCACCUAAAUAACGUCCUCAUGACCUUGACUCCAGUUGCAGCAGCUCCUCCUUCAAAACGACCUCGUCUUACAAGGGCAACAUCAGGACCAGCAACUGUGGCAGCUCAUAUGGUUACAGCAUCUCAAUCAGGUCAGAUUACAUUGGCUUCUGGAGUGCCAAUGUCUCAGCUGACAAAUAUAGGAAAAAUGACAACAUUAUCCACUAUUCCAGUCUCAGGAGUUGGUAAGAAUCCACACACAGCAACAUUUACUGCUGCAGCUUCACCAUUAAUUGGAGGGUACAGUGUUCUAGCAUCAAGUCCCGGAAUACCCAACGCAGUUGAAAUCCAUCCAGAUGCUUCUAAUUUGGCUGUGCUAAGCACAGCCGCUAUCCAAGAUGGGAACACAGUGUUGAAAGUAGUCAGUCCGAUCCAGCUUUUCACUACAGUUCCUGGUCUCAAUGCUGCACUUCAUAAUGUCAACCAAAUGGCACCUGUUGGAAGCACAUUUAUGGCUGUACCUUCGGGCACUGUUGAAACCACAUCAGGAGAAGGACAUACCACUAUACAGGUAACAUCAAUAAGUGAAGAACAUGAACAGAAGCCAUAGUUCUGGAAAAUUGCCUCAUGGUAUUAUUGGAAUAUUGUGUUAAAAUGACUUGUUACUGAAUGUAACUUUUGAGAAUAGUACCGAGUGGUUUCUGUUAAACUGUGGGUAAAUUUUCGUCACCAAGUGUAAUGGUAAAAAUGAAAGCAGCAAAAUCAUGGAUCAGAUUCAGAUUUCUCAACUCUUUUUCAGACUUUGUCUUAACUACAGAAAUAAAGACAUUUAUGGGAUAUGCUUGGUAGAGUUGUUUAUAAUGCAUUUUACAGAGCUUUGGACUGUAUUUUGUGUGCUUUAAUAUCUAAUAACACUCAAACUAUUGUUAUGUUGUUGCUUAAAAAAUGACUUCUGGAGGUUUUUUUCUUUUUAAUAGGUGCUCUCACUGUUUUCUAACAACUUUUUUUGUGUUGUGUUGUUUGGAUAAUCACAUGGCUAAUCAGGAGAAUAUGUAAAUACCUGGCUGUUUUAAUUUGUUUACAGCCAAAUGUUGUGCAUUCAUUAUAUUUAAAAUAAGGCUAGUAUGUGACUGCAAAGAUCUAUGAUUUUGUCAUAUAAAAAAACAGUAAAAUGCAAAAAAUAUAUUAAAACUAUGAGCAAAUUGGUUUAUUUAAAAACAUGUUUACAUAUUGUGUAUGAAAUUAUUAUUUGAUUCCUAUUUUAGUGACAGUCCCAAUGUGUUGUACCCUUUUUAUUCAUGAUUAAAAUGUGGUUAUUUGGA